AUGCUCAUCUGUGAUAUAUGCACGCAAGAAUUGCCAUCUGAAGAUGCUAUGAAGAGCCAUUUGCUCUUGGCACACAUAGAACAAGGUUGCUGCUGUCCUUUUUGUACCAUUACUGGACUGACAUACGAUGAACUCCGCUAUCAUAUUAAUACAGCUCAUAGAGACACACUGGAACCGUGGAGUAGUGAUGAAGAAGAAUCCGGGAAAAUCCAAGUAGCGACCUCUACCUCCAGCACCUUGGAGAGUCCGCAAACUAAUAUAAAUGACCAUAUAGAACAAACUAAUUGCAAAUUGAAUUUGCCAUUUAACACAGAACAGAACAAUAGCACACAACAGAACGCUGUGAUAGAAUGUAUAGAGUUAGAAGAGAGCAUACGUGAAACAAUGGGGGGUCUACCAAUGGCUUGUAGUGCUGAAUCUGUCUGCUUACCUCUGUCUUCAGGGGGUUCUGAAGUGUGUAGUACUAAGUUUAAUAGUGAAGUUAAUGAGGAAGGUUGGUCCCAAGCCAGUGCCUCUGCACACCACAUUGACUAUAAUGAGGAUGCUGUGAUGGAAUGUCCAUUUUGCUGUGAAAUGAAAAUGUCAGUUGAAGAGCUUGAACUCCAUGUGAAGAUUGAACAUGCAGAACUGUUGGACACGCCUACCAAAGGAACUUCCAGGCAGCUGCUUGAAUGCCCCAUGUGCUCUCUUGUUUGUGCUAAUUUCCAAAUCUACAAGAACACGUAAAUCUGCAUUUGGAAGAAACCCUCUAUGACAAAGCUUCUCCUAACAAAGUUUCCAGAGAUUUAAUGAUGGCCAGACAGCUACAGGAUGAAGAAGACAGAAAAAGAAGAGCAGACGAGUCUGAGAAAGAGAAGGUGGAAUUUAAGAAAUUACAGAGGCAGUUUGGGCUAGACAACUCUGGUGGCUAUCGACAACAAUCCGUGCAGAAUCUAGAAAGGGCCGUUGCCAGGGGACGCUUACAGCCUAUGGAAUUUCACCUACAGAAAGCUCAGAUAAUGGAGUCUAUAGCUACUGGUGUAGACGAUGGAAAAACAAGAACAUCAGGGGUUCUGGAAGCUCUACGUCGAUAUUAUAACGAUGCUGCUCCUGAGGUCAAUCGUGUCUGGCUGUGCUCUUCAUUGGACCACUUUAGUAAUGCUGCAGGAGACAAAGGAUGGGGCUGUGGUUUCCGAAACUUUCAAAUGCUUCUUUCUUCCUUAUUGAAGAGUAACUCCUAUAUAAACUGUUUACAAGAUUGCAGGUAUAUACCCUGUAUCCCCAAGAUUCAGGUUUUGAUAGAGAAUGCCUGGAAGGAAGGAUUUGAUCCACAGGGGGCCUCUCACUUCAGAGGAAAAUUACAGGGUACAAAAGCAUGGAUUGGAGCAUCUGAAAUGUAUUGCCUACUAACAUCUCUGCAUUUAAAGUGUCGGAUUCUUGAUUUUCACAAGCCAAGCAGUUCAGCAGGAACACAUCCUCUAUUGUUUGAAUGGGUUCUAAAUUACUAUUCAUCUGACGCUUGUCAAACUACAGGCAAAGUUGCAUGGUCCACUAAACCUGCCAUUUAUUUACAGCACCAAGGUCACAGCCGCACAAUAGUGGGAAUUGAGGAAAGGAAAAACAAAACUUACUGCCUUCUAAUAUUUGAUCCUGGACAUCCACUGGAAAUUUUGCGGAGACUGACCAAGCAUAAUAUAGAUAAUGCUGCUAUGAAACCCCUCCGUAAAUAUCUAACAGGCUUCAAACAUAAGCAGUACCAGAUUGUGGCUGUAGAGGGAGCCCUCUCUCCUGAAGAAAAGGCAGUACGUUUGCAAAUGACAAAAAUCUUCAGAGCUGAAAGGAUUCCAUGA
Messenger RNA from Staurois parvus, 1829 nucleotides. The record is from the annotation of a GenBank genome assembly. NCBI's taxonomy places the organism in Eukaryota, Metazoa, Chordata, Amphibia, Anura, Ranidae.